Messenger RNA from Ctenopharyngodon idella (grass carp), 2707 nucleotides. RefSeq lists its product as uncharacterized. The transcript has 7 exons. Lineage: Eukaryota; Metazoa; Chordata; Actinopteri; Cypriniformes; Xenocyprididae. Bases 279 to 1160 code for a protein of 293 amino acids. The record is from RefSeq and is a predicted model, not a curated record.
CAAACUGAAACCUGCAGAAACCUGGUUUAUCAUGAACGUCAUGGUCUGACUUCCCUCCUACACAGAACAAAAUUGCUGUUUUUAACAGUUCAAUAACAGUCACAAGUCAGAUGUCAAACUGGAUUCUUACUCAUCAUGCAUCAACACUGAUCAGCUACAAAGUUUGACAGUUGAUCAUCUCUUGGCACUAAAUAUCACACAAGGCUGACUGACAGAUCCAGAACAUCCCAACCACAGCUACAAUCAACAGAGGUCCAGCGGCAGCAGAGAUCAGCACUAUGUACAAUAAAGGUUCAUCUGGUGCUGAUUCAGACAGAGUGUCAGUGACGGUGAUGGAGGGAGAUUCAGUCACUCUAUACACUGGCGUUAAGAUGAACCAACAAGACAGAAUUAAGUGGUUUUUUAAAGACAACCGCAUCGCUGAAAUCAAUAGAGAUCAGAGUAAAAUCUGUAUAGAUGAUCCGUGUAAAGAGAGAUUCAGAGACAGACUGAAGGUGAAUAAUCCGACUGGAUCUCUGACCAUCACAAACGUCACAAACACAGACUCUGGAGAUUAUAGACUAGAGAUCUUCAUCAACAGAUUCAGUGAAAAGAUCUUCAAUGUUACUGUCAAUGAUUUUUCUGCUGCUGAACGAGAUGAAAUGAAGAGAAAGUCAGUGAAGGAGGGAGAAUCUGUCACUUUAGAUCCUGGUGUAAUAAACAACCCAAAUGAUGUGAUGACGUGGUAUUUCAAUGACACUGUCAUCUCUGAAAUCAUUGGAAAUCAGAGUAAGAUCUGUACAGAUGAUCAGUGUGAAGAGAGAUUCAGAGACAGACUGAAGCUAGAUCAUCUGACUGGAUCACUGACAAUCACAAACACCAGAAACACUGACUCUGGAGAAUAUAAACUACAGAUCAACAUCAACAACAGCAGCAGUGUUGAUAGAAUAUUAGCAGUAUUAACCGUCAUUUCUGUUCCAGAUUCAGGUUCAUCAGUAGCAGGAAUAUGUAUUAUUGUUGUCCUGCUGAUAAUGGUUGCAGCCGCUGCUGUGUUUUUGUACUGCAAGUGCCAAGGAAUCAGGAGAAGUUUCAGGAGACAGAGCAGUCAAAUUCAGGAGAACGGAGGAGUAGAAAAUCCAUCUCCUGAUCAGAAGACAACUCCACUGAUGGAUGCUAAGUGAUAAGUGAAUGAAGAUUUCAACUUGGUUUGUCAACCAUAACAGCCAGGCCAGCCAGGAACCUAAGAGUUGUGAAGGAUGAUCUUUUAAAGUGCCCUUAUUAUGCCUUUUUUUAAGGUUCCUAAUAUUGUUUUGGGAGUCUCCUACAACAGGUUUACAUGCAUGCAAGGUCAAAAAACACUUUCGUUUUCUCACAAUAUAUUUAAUUUCACCUCAGUUCUCAAUGAUUCAUAAACGAUCCGUUAGAAGCAGUUCAAAGAAUCAGUCUCUCUAAAACCCUGCCUUUCCAUGAGCCUACACUGCUCUGAUUGGUCAGAUGGCCCAAUCCUUUGUGAUUGGUCUACUGCACGCACCGCGCGCCCAUUGCCAUGACUGAAUGACAGCUAUCAAUUCGCAAGACAUUGUAUACAAUGUUUGGACAGAAAAGACGACAUCGAUUUUACCGUAUCAAUUCGAGCCCGAGUCCGAAAAUGAAACGUCUGAAGUAGUCGAUCAACCAGAAACUGACUGGAGCAGGAUGUUUCUCUAUGGUAAGUGUCACUUUAAUUUGCGUUAUUUGUAAGAUGUGAUAGCAGCGUCACUGUUAUACUUUAUGUAGGUGCACAAAAUGUCAAGCGAAGCUGAAAACCUCUAACAUAAGAUAAACAUUUAGGCCAGAUGUGUACAGAUUUUUUUCACCAUAACUAUUAACAAAGUAAAAAAUGGCUAUAUCAUUGUUUUUCAUUACAAUGGGUGGUUACUGUUACAGAGAGAAUACUUCAACUAAUCCUGCGUUAAACUCCCUGAGGUUGGAGAAGCAGUCGUCAGUAAAAUUACGGGAACACAACAAAAGAUUGUACUGCUGUGGUAUUGUUGAAAAAAUUAAUUUUCCCUGGUGUCAGCUGGCGCAAUAAGUGGGCGGGUAAUAUGCUAAUGUUUCGUUGUGACGUCACAACGAAACAUCUUGGAAUUCGUUUUACAAACGACUUGAUUAACUGACUCAGAGUCAACUCUUACUUCUGAGAGAAAAUAACUUUAUAUAUGGUGCACUUUGAGAUUUAAAACUUUGCAGGACUACAUGAAAAAUCCAUAAUAGGGGCACUUUAAGCUUCACAGAUCAUACUGCUACAAUGGCCCGGUCCUGCAGAUUUGCCUUGUACAAUAUUAGGAAGAUUAGACCCUUAUUAUCAGAGCAUUCCACACAACUUCUCGUCCAUCUUGUUCUAUCCAGAGUGGACUAUUGUAAUACUCUCUUGGCAGGCCUUCCAGCAUGCACUGUCAAGCCUCUACAACUGAUCCAGAAUGGAUCAUCAGUUUGCACUGGCUACCAAUACCAAUAGCUGCUCGCAUCAAAUUCAAGGCGCUGAUGUUUGCCUACAAGACAACCACUGGCUCUGCACCAUUAUGCAUAAACUCACUACUUCAGAAUUUUGUGCCCUCCAGGAGCUUGUGUUCUGCAAGUAAACUGCACCUUACAUCUUUUUUGUCAACACUUGACCCAGUAAUAUUAGCACUUUCUAUUUCUAUUCUCUCUCUCUCCAUUUAUUAAAAAAAAAAACAUGGUGCUUGCA